AUGGCACCUGGCCAAAGCCGCAGUGUCUUCGUGGGCAACAUCCCCUUCAAUCUCAGCGAAGAGAACAUAGUCAAGAUCCUCAGCUAUGCCGGUACCGUGGUCAAAUUUCGACUCAUGACAAACCCAGACACGGGCAAAUCUAAGGGAUUUGGUUUCGCCGACUUUCAAGACGCAGACUCCGCCGCUAACGCUGUGAGAAACUUGAAUGAUUUCGAGAUCGAUGGGCGCAAGAUCCGAGUAGAUUGGCCUCACAAUAACGAGAAGGAUUCUGUUCCGACAAAUUACGAUCAGACAGCCGCGCCAGUACCGGAUGGAUUUCAGAACCCUGCCGCAAAUGCCCUACCUCCUCUCCCUGCAGGCGUCGACCUGCCCCCCAACCUCCGAGCGACAGAUGCCAUCUCGCAGACACUGUCUACGUUGCCGCCUCCACAACUUCUCGAUGUUCUCACACAGAUGAAAGCAUUAGCAAUAUCAGAUCCUGCAAGAGCAACAUCUCUGCUCAAGACCGCUCCACAACUGUCAUUUGCCAUAUUUCAAGCCUUGAUCCUGAUGAACCUGGUUGAUCCCAAAGUCCUAGCACAGGUGGUUGAGCAGGCCAGCAGACCUCCCCAAGCAGCGCCCGUUCCUCCUCCACAGCCCACACCACAGCAAUAUCCAGUCGCUCCUACACCCAUGUUAACGGGCCAAAUGCCUCCUAGACCAGCUCAGCAAUAUCAACCACCUCCAGUACAGCAAGCCCCGCCGCCACAAGCCCAGUCUCAACUGUCGCAGCAAGAAAUGAUCCAGCAGAUCUUGUCUAUGGAUCAACGGACGAUAGAUUCGUUCUCGCCUAAUGAGCGAGCUCAAAUCAUGCAGAUUCGGGCGCAAAUGGGAAUCAGAUAA
Messenger RNA from Exophiala viscosa, 882 nucleotides. Its product is annotated as nucleolin. Gene Ontology annotation, molecular function: mRNA binding. The record is from RefSeq and is a predicted model, not a curated record. Bases 1 to 882 code for a protein of 293 amino acids. Gene Ontology annotation, biological process: mRNA 3'-end processing. The transcript is spliced from 2 exons. Gene Ontology annotation, cellular component: mRNA cleavage and polyadenylation specificity factor complex. Lineage: Eukaryota; Fungi; Ascomycota; Eurotiomycetes; Chaetothyriales; Herpotrichiellaceae.